AUGAUAUGGGGAGCCCAAGGUGGAUCCUUCGAUCCAUCAGGUGGUCAUGGUGCUUACUCAGAAGCAAUUCUGAUUCUUGAUAAAAUAAAAACACUUUACGCAUAUGUUGGAGCUAAAGGGAUGUGCGGAAAUUCAGAAUUUACCACCGGACAGUUUGAAGGUGGCAAAAACAAGAUUUGCUUAAAAAGUUCCUGCACUGGAGGAGCUGCGACAUUCAUAUCGACUGAUCCAUAUGGAAAACACAUCCUCCUUGUCUCUGGUGCAGGAGGUGGCUCUGGGUAUUAUAAAAACGAGUUCUUUGGAGACGUUGGAGGCCCAUUCGCUGGCGAUGCUCUCGGAGAUGCGACAAAUUUGGACUCAGAAAAUGCCAAAAAGGUUCGAGGCAAAGGAGCAACAUCAUCUCGUCCAGGAGAUGGUGGAGUUUAUGUUGGGGCCACUGGCUGGGAUGCAAUAAACGGAACAAAGCGAAAAUAUUUGAAAGGUGGUGAUGCUGCUUGCAGCGCAGAGGGAUCAGCUGGAGGAGGGGGAUAG
Molecule: messenger RNA, 531 nt
Organism: Trichomonas vaginalis G3
Lineage: Eukaryota; Parabasalia; Trichomonadida; Trichomonadidae
Product: glycine-rich protein family
Exons: 1
Coding region: 1-531 (176 amino acids)
Source: RefSeq, a predicted model, not a curated record